Messenger RNA from Mesorhabditis belari, 246 nucleotides. NCBI's taxonomy places the organism in Eukaryota, Metazoa, Nematoda, Chromadorea, Rhabditida, Rhabditidae. The record is from the annotation of a GenBank genome assembly.
AUGGCCUCCAAGCGAUUGACUCGUCUCUUCCUCGUUUGUCUCAUCGCCUUCUCGAUGGCUAUUUCUGAUGGGGGUGAUGAUGAUGACCAAGUUGAGAAAGCAUCGAUUGGAGUGGAGCGUAGUGGACGCCUUCGUCGUGGCAUUUGCAACCUUUCGUGUAGCUGCGGCUGGGGAAAUUGCAAGAUCGCACCCGGAUACGCGGGAAGCACUUGCUGUUCGUCUGGCUACGCCUGGCAUUGUUGCCAA